AUGGUGGCGGGAACGUCGACAGCAGAAGCCAUUUUAAGAAACGAGAAACUUUCAAUUCCAUAUAAAGCCCGAGUAAGCUAUAAGGCCGAUGGAAAUGGUUGGUUUCGUCUCAAGAUGAGUGAUUGGGCAGACAGGAAUUAUGAUUACUUUGAGUUUCUUACUCCUGAAAUGAGGAACUCAUCUCUUCAGCUUCAGGGUCUUUGUUACCCUCUAAUCUUCCCUAGCGUGAAUGUUUAUUGGAGCUGCCAAUAUAUUGCUCGUGCUUCAAACUUAUCACUGAGCCACUGGCAGAAGAUGAAUGGUGUGAACAUUCAAGAUGACAUGAUCAUAGACAAAUCGAUUAGAAGGUCAUUGGAUUCUCGUGCCUCGGUUGUAAAGCGUUAUGUUGCUGAUAUUGGCAAGUCAUGGCCAGUAUUGAUUGUUUGUGGAGGCAUUGUCCCGCUCUUCUAAUCCGUUGUUUGGCUGCUUCUUAUUCGGCAUUUUGUUGCUGCCAUGCCAUGGAUAACCGUUGUCCUUUUCAACAUGCUUUUAAUAUCAGUGACUGACUAUCUUCUGUUACUUGAAAGCUGGAUGGAUGAUGCUGUAACACCAAUUAUUGGUGAGCAUGACCCAUUAUUUGCUUGUUCACAGGAGCUGACUCAUGUCCGUGGAGUCGCCAUUCUGAUGACUUUUAUCUCAGUUAUAGCUAUCCUCACUUCAGUUGCCAUCAUCCACCGUAUGAUUCUCAUGGCAACAUCAGUCCUCAAGGCAGCUGCUAAAGUAAUAGGAGAAGUGCAAGCGCUGAUUAUUCCGGCUAUACCAUACGCAAUGCUCGCUAUAUUCUAUAUGUUCUGGCUAUCGGCGGCUCUCCAUCUAUUCAGUUCUGGUCAGGUUGUUCAGAACAACUGCAACAAUAAUCUCGUCUUAAAGAAAGUGAUCUGUGACAGUUGUUGCGGUUACAGCAUUCGUUACACUCCUCACAUCACCAUUGCUAUAUUCUUCCAUCGAUUUGGUUGUUACUGGGACACACAGUUCUUCAGUGAAUCUUCUGCUACAGUGAUUACUGGUUCUGUUGCUUCCUAUUACUUGGCUCGAGAGGAAGCAUCGCCAGAGAUUCCUUUUCUUCCUGUGUUCGCCUCAAUGAAGCGGCUUGCACGCUACAACCUAGGAGUCUGUUUGACUAGAAAAUUUGCUAAUUGCUAAUAUGUUAAGACAUCAUGCAAUGCAAGUGAUAAUCAUAUACAAGAAAACAGAGACAUGGAUCACAAGUGGAGUAGUGUUUCAAAAAAAAAAAGUCACAAGUGGAGUUGGAACCACUUAUCUAGGAUUCCAUCUCCUGCAUCUUUCACUUUGAUUAAUAAAUUAUACACACACUUGAUAUGGUUUGAAUUGUACUUUAGGGAAUUAAAUUUAGGAACAACAAAAGUAUAAUGCCUGCCGAGAGAAGCACAACUAACUACUCUCAUUGCAGACUUACAUAUACUGAUGACCAAAAUAGUUUGCAUAUCAGCUUCAUAAACUCUACGAGGAUUUUUGAUCUGUAUAAUAUCGCUAAAUAUAAUCAGAAGUAGAGGAAAUGUUUCCUCCACAAUGAUGGAAACUGGUGUCAUCUCCUCGUCUGACUGGAACCAAGAAAACAAAAUUGGGAAGUAGAAUCAAGAUGAUGCAGCACAUCUAGAUUUACUGCUACAUAUGCUUAAACAAUGAGAUUGUCAUGUCGAUUUGUUGCUUCUCUACAUGUAAUGCACACUUUUCGUUCCUAGCUAGAACUCAUCCAAACUCCAUAAGACAUUACGAAUUUCAUUCGAAAGAGCCAUGGACAUCAUUGUAUUCUAAAGUACACUUUUAAAAAAUACAUUGUUAAAUCAUUAAAUCAGACACAGAACGAGUGACUCUUCCCUUAAUAUGUUUCUACACAGGAGUUGUUACCACCUAACUAGUCGAAUCGAUGUGCUACACUGAAACGACCAAUAUUUUCACUAACUAAUCGUUAAUCAUACACAAGAAUGGACAUACGGGAAGGAAAAUCUAUGAACUUACUCAUAUUUUCUAUAGAGUAUCUGCAAUACAAACAAAGCUCAAUAAAUUUGUUGAUUUUGGUUGUACUUAACCCAAUCUAAAAAACGUUGCCAUCGUUCUGUGUAGUCAACAUAUAUAAUUGUCUUGAAGGACUCUCCAAGUUGUGAUCUGGAUCAGAAAAUUAAAAUUAUUAUUGGCUUUUAAAAAAAUCAUUGUUGUUGUCAAGUGUUGUACAAUGUUUAUUUAGUUAAAAAAAAAUCACUAUAUGCGCAGUUAGCUACAGUUACUAACUGUUUCUUCUGUUUGACUAAUGUAUGUUCAUCCUCAGGUGAACAUCAAGAGAUCUUUCUAUGGUUCCAAAAACUAUUUCUUCUCAGUGUACAUGCACAAGCUGUAGACUUUUGGAUGAGUUCUUUUCGAGUCACUAUUGUAGCAGGGUUGUGACAGUGGAGAUAGAAUGGAUCUUAUCUCUACUUUAGCGAAUACAAAUUCUCCAGCUCUCGUAAAACCUUCAAAGGAUAAGUAGAGAAGUGACUGAGCUGGUCUAGGAUACUUUGAAAAGUUUCAAUGAGGAUUGAAGACCAUACGUUCUUCUUCAUGUCUUCUAGUACCACACAAUGUAACUACCUCCACUACUUUGUAGAAAGCAUACUCCAACCUUUUCAUUCACAUCAAACAAGCCUGAUUUGAAUAAGUACUGGCCAAAUAGUGGUAGAUGAGGAAUUAUAAUCUCGGCAUGAAGAGUAUAAUUCAUGGCUCGUUUUUUCAAGCACUUUGGCUGAUUCUAUACAUAAUUAUUGUGAUACAAAUUGUCAUGAACCGUAUGUGAUAUAACGUUUUUCCUUCUGGACUAAGGCCAUCUUGUCUAAUAAUUUCAGGAAAAUAAAUGUAGGUGUUGCGACCUUUAUAAGGUGACUUCGGAAACUAAAUAUUAAUAUCUUGCAAGGACAUCAACAAACAUAUUAGACUUCAAAAACGAAUUCUCUUUAAAAUUAGAGGUAACAGAUUGCAUCAAGUUUACAUUCCAAGGGAGUUUAGACCAUUUAUUUUUCUAUAUAUUUUCUAUAUUUAUACACAAACUUCUUUUAUUGAUGACUAUCUCCUUGUCAUAUUUACCGAAGUAAUGGUAUCAAACUACAUAACAAUAGUAACACUACCAAUAAUUAUAGUCAAGCAGCUCAGAUCUAUACUUCAACU
Messenger RNA from Brassica napus (rape), 3195 nucleotides. Its product is annotated as choline transporter protein 1. Gene Ontology annotation, biological process: transmembrane transport. Lineage: Eukaryota; Viridiplantae; Streptophyta; Magnoliopsida; Brassicales; Brassicaceae. Gene Ontology annotation, molecular function: transmembrane transporter activity. The record is from RefSeq and is a predicted model, not a curated record. Gene Ontology annotation, cellular component: membrane.